This is a messenger RNA of Chlamydomonas reinhardtii, 7996 nucleotides long. RefSeq lists its product as uncharacterized. The transcript is spliced from 16 exons. NCBI's taxonomy places the organism in Eukaryota, Viridiplantae, Chlorophyta, Chlorophyceae, Chlamydomonadales, Chlamydomonadaceae. The record is from RefSeq and is a predicted model, not a curated record. The coding region runs from base 148 to 7299 and encodes 2383 amino acids.
CUACCUUGUCAUAUGAUUAUAGGUGCCAUACAACAAGUACACUUGUGCUCCAACUCCACGUUUACAGGCCGGAGGUCGACUUUACGAUGGCCCUACAAGUUGGCUUAAGGAUUUGCCAGAUAGCUGCUAUAGAGCACUGAUGCAGCAAUGCAGUGGCUGUCGGAUAACUUUGGAGGCUCUGGGCUUGCAGCGGCGAAGCGUUCGACCAAAGAGGAGGACGCUGGUGCUCUCGCCAAGCUUGGCAAAUCAAUUGCAAAUGUUUUCAAGGGCAAGAAGGGAUCCGGCCCCAAGGCCGAGGCCGGCGCCAGUGGCCCGGCCGCGCUGCUCAACCCGGAGGCGCUUACGGAGCAGAAGCGCGAAUGGAUGGACUCGCAGGCAGAGCAGCUGCAGCUGGCGCUGGCUACGUGGCCCGAGCACCUGUUUGAGCACUUCUUCGUCAUUGGCCUGCCGCCGGAUGUGGAGGUGACGGAGAUCGCGCAGGACCUGGCGCGUGCGGAGCUGGAGCGCCGCCUGCGCGGCCACACGCACGCGCCAGAGCCAGACGCCCACCCCACAGCAGCGCCCGGCAACCACGCCGACACCGCCGCCGCCACAGGCGGCCCGGGGUCGGGCGGCGCUGAGCGGGAGUACGACAAGGCGCCGCGGCCGGCGUACGAGGCGGCGGUGCUGUUCCGGCACCCGCCCGCCAAGGCCGCGCCGCUGAGUGACGGCGAGCUGGUGGACCUGUGCUUCCCGCACAAGGUUUCGCCCGUGAAGCUGCGGCGCUCACCCUCCAUGAGCUCACUACACGAGGUGGUGUACGGCCGACACGCCGCCAGCCGCGACGACCAGUCCUUCAUAUUCCUGCUCAAGGUGGGCUCGGGGCUGCCCACCUACGGCGUGUGCUGUGUGGUGCCGGAGAUGCUGCACCGCCCCCCGCACCUCGCACGCCACCUGUACCCCAGCUGCCGGGCGCCCUUCCGAAGCGUCAUGAUUGCCGCGCCGCGUGUGUACUGCCUGCUGUCGCACUACCCCUUCUUCGACCUGCACUUCCAGGUGCUGAACGUCAUCUUGGGCAUGGAGCGCCUGCACCGCACCAUUGACUUCAAUGCGGAACAGGACUAUGGCUACAGCCAGCCGCCAGCAGCAGCUGCUACAGCUGCUGCCACAGCCACUGCUACUGUCGGUCACAAACCACUGGCGUCGCCGCUGCAAGCUAUGGCGGAUGGCGCGGCGGUGGCAAGCGAUGCAGGGGCAGCAGGGGCAGCGGCAGCAGGAGGUGGUGGUGGUGGUGGUGGUGGUCAGAAACAGAGCAGAGCGGCGGGCGGGAUAGCCAGCGUGGACCGAGGGCGGUCGUCGGCUGAGCAGAGGAACGAGAGUGACAGCAAUGGAGCGAAUGCUACGACAGCGGCCGCAGCAGCGUCGGUGGCGGUAUCAGCAGGGCCUGGCAGCGGAGGUGGAGCUCCCGCCCGCGGCGGCAGUGAGCAUGCGGCUAGUGCCGCAACAGCACACGCGGGGGCGGCCGCGGGCGGUGGCGAGGGGACACACGCCUCAGGUGCUGCACCACAACCAGCAGCAGCGACUGCGCUGGCCUCUCCACAGCCUGCCACGUUGUCGGCAGGGGCCGCGGAGUCCAUGGAAGCAUCGGGCCCCGCGGCCGCCACCAUGGCUGUCCCAACGCCUGGCUCGGCGGCCGCACCCACACCCGUGGGCGGGCCCGGGCCGGCGGUAGUGCUGGGCGGGUACCGCAGCAGUGGCAGCGGCGGCGGCGCCGGCGGGCGGCGCUACUGCCGUGACUGCGCCGCCGCCAUUGCGGAGAUGUGUCCGGCGGCACUGCAGGCUGAGAGGGAGCAGGCAAUGCGCCGCAUCCAGUCGCAUGGGCGGCACGGCACAUCGCACGGGUUCGCCAGCUGCAGCCGCGACCAAGAGUCGGCCGGACGCGCGGCCGGCAGCGGUGGCGGCGCCGGCGCCGCCUCCGCCUCCGCCGCCGGGCCGGAAGCAGUCAUAAGCGGUGACGGCGGCGGUUAUGGCAGUGGCGGCGGUGCGUUGGCAUUGAGUGGGAUGGGCUCGGGAUCCGUCCGGACGUCGCGGCGGCGGCUGAGUGACCCCGGCAGCGGUAUCGCGAGCCCGCGACUGUCGGGCGCUGGUGGCGAGGCGUCUGUGGGGUUCGCAUACGGCGGUGGGGGCGUGGCCGGCGGCGGCAACGACGGCAGUGGCGGCAGGAUGUAUGCGGCGCUGCCGACGCAGGCGACGCUGGGCGUCUUGGCAGGCUCGGGCGCAAUCGGCAGCGGUGCCGGCGGCAGCGGUGGCGGCGGCGCUGGCAAUGGCAUGCUGACAGCGCAUGCGUCUUGGCGCUCGACCGGCAGUGGUGGCGGCGGUAGCGAUGGCGGUACUGGGACGCUGGGGCGGCAGCUGUCGGCCGGCGGGCGAUGCCAAGCGUGUGGGCGCUCCCUGGCGGUGCCGCCGGUGGGGGUGGAGGAGCUGACGAGCGUGCCGGAGCAGGGGCUGCUAGAGGAGAUGACGGGCGCCCUGGAGACGGCGUUUGACAAGCUGACACACCUGCCACGAGCCAUGGCGGCGGGCGUGCAGGGCGCGGCUGCGGCGGCAGCAGAGGCGCUGCACCUCUCACGCGACCCCCGCAGCGGCGCCACAAGCGGCGGAGGCGGCGGCACCAGCGACCGGGGCGCUGCCGAGGUGCGGCGGCGCCGCAGCCUGGGCGGCGGCCGCCCCUUGCGGCGCAGCCGCAGCCACAGCCGCAGCCGCAGCCGCGGCCGUUCGCCGCUAGUAGGGCCGCUGGCGACCGUGGCCGAGGGCUCCUGCAAGCCGGAAGCCGACUCGUUUCUCAGCUCAGACAUGGGCACGCCGCACGGCACGCUGCCGGAGCCGCCCGGCGUGGCGGCUGGCGCCCUUGCCACCGGCGCCGGCGCGCUGCUGGCGGCACUUGGCAUUGGCGGCAGCGCCGCUGCCGCGGCCUCCAGCGCCAGCGCCUUCAACCCCGGCGCCUGUGCCCCCGGCGGCUGCGGCGCUGGCGGCAGCGGCGACAGCGGCGCCGAGAUGCAGCGCGCGCCGUCGCCACGCCGCCAUGACCGCAGCCACGUGCAUGGCGGCGACGCCGGCCCUCAUCACUUGGGCCGCAGCCACAGUCCGCAGGCACGGCUGCCCAAGGCGCCGCCCGUGGGCCGCCCUGCCAUGGCCGCCCUGGCGCAGCGGAUGAAGCUGUCCAUCAAGUCCAUACCCGGGUCCAAGCUGCUGGCCGGCGCCUCCAGCCUGGUGGGGCUCAAGAGCCUGGGCCGCCGCUUCACUGCGGACGGCAGCGGGUCACCCUCACCCGCCGGCGCCCGCGCCGGCACCGCCGCCGCCUCGGACACCUACAACGAGGACGGCGAUGGGCACAGCCCUGCCCUUGUAGACCAGGGUGAGGAUGAAGGUGCCGGCGGCGGCGCUGCCGCCGCCGCCUCCCAGGCGCUGGCGAGCACCCCCUCCCGGUCGCUCAAAUCGGGCCUAGUGGCGCUUCAUCUCAAGACCAUGCGCUCGCUGCGCCGCCACAGCCACCAGCACCCGCUCAGCAGCCAGAGCUCGCCGGCGGCGGCGCCGCCCAGCGGCCUGGGGCUGAGUGAGGGCGCGCUGGAGGGGCUGGUGUCGGCCAAGGGUGUGGACGUGCCGGAUGGGCUCAACUUGGCGCGGGUGGCCGGCAAGGCGGCGACGGCGGCGGCGGCAGCAGCAACAGUGGGGCGCGGUGGCGGGGCAAAUGGGCUCGGCGGCGGUGGCCGCCUGGCGGCGGGUGGCGGCGAUGCGUUCUUGGCUCCGCCGCCGCCGCGGCUGGCCGCCGCCGCGACUGAGCGGCUGCCGGUUGCCCCUGUGUCGGCCGCGAAGGAGGCAGCGGCGCCGGGCGAGCAGCUCGAGUCGUACGCGACGGCGCCACCACCCCGGGCAGCGGCUGAGGUGCCGGGAGCCGUGCGUAGGCCAACUGGCGACGGCGCGCCGCCGUCCCUGGCAAACGGUGACGCUGCCCCGGUUUCCGAUUGCUUGUCCGGGCCAGCCGCUGGCCUCCCUCCGAGGCCGUCACAGGCGCGGUCGCAGCCGCAGUUGCGCUCCGAGCCAUCGGCAUCGGCGCUGCCGCCGCGGCCCUCGCCGUCGCAGGCGCCGCCGGCAUGGCUGCAGUCGCCGCCGCAGCGGCGGACGCUGUCAGUGCCUUCUGGGGCGCGGCGGCACCGCAGCGCUCAGUCCCUGCCCGCAGACGACCCCGUCUUUGCAAGUGCCAGCAGCAGCGCCGCCGCCUCCAGUGGCGGCGGCGCCGCCCCCGGAGCCGGCAUUGGCGGACAGGAACGUGCCAGUGCGAGCGGAGCGAUAUCCAGUGGGGGAGCGGGCGGCGCAUCCGGCGGCGGCAGCCUGCGCAGCACCACAAGCAUAUUCGGGUUCGGCGCGGCGGCCGCCGCUGCCGUGGAGCGGCGCCGAAGCCACCAGGUGGUGGCCGGGGUGGAGCCGCUGUCGCCAGUGGCGGCGUCACUGACCUCGCCUGAGCAGUCGGGCGGCGGCGGCUCCGGUGCUGGCUUUGGCUUUGGCGAGGGUGUGGGCGCGGGAGAUCUGCGCGGCUUGAGCCUGGUGCAACAGCUGAUGCGCAGCGCCCGUGUGCCCGCGUCGCCGGGGGUGAGUGCGCCCACUAGCCCUGCCGGUGUGGGGUCCUCUGCAUCGGUGGGGCCCCCCUCGGCGGUGCCGCCACCGCUGCCGUACCAUUCCAUAUCCGCAUUGCGCCUUGGGCCUCACGCGCCAACGAGUGGCGGUCUGGCCGCCGACGGCACUGGGAUGUUUGACGACAGCAGCGGCAACAGGCCUGCCGCUGGUGAGGCCGCGUUCUCGACAACGGCGAUGGCGGCUGCGCCAUACCUGCAGGACAGAGCCAGCGGCGCAGCCGCGGUCAGCACUGGCGAAGGCGGCGGCGCGAACCCGACUGCCCGCUCCAAUAGCGACUUGGAAGGAGGGGGCGGCAAUCGCAUGGUGGGCGGCGGCGCGCGCCGGCCGGCGUUCGUGUCGGCCUUCGCUGAGCUGGGCAGCAGUGUGGUUGAUGCGCUGCGGCAGCAGCUGACGUCGCCGCGGGGCGGCAACGCGUCGGCGGUGGCGGCAGCGGCAGGCACAGCCGCAGCGGCAGGCACAGCCGCAGCGGCGGGAAAAGCGGGGCAGGCGCCGGCAGAGGCACAGGUGGCGACACGGGCGCAGGCUGCUGCUGUCGUCUUGGGCACAGGUGCUAGCGCUGGCGCCAACGAGCCUGGAGCUGCGGCUUCCAGGGCUGCCGCUGCUGCAGAUACGGCGGCGGCAGCAGCUGCUGUGCUACAGCCGCCGCGGGCGCGGCCGCCGCCCUGGCUGCAACCAGAGUCCAGCGGAGCCAGCACGGCGGCUCGCUCCGAAGCCAGCUUCUUUUCCGCGACCGAGCAGGUGGAAGGUGUGUCAUGCGGCGGCGUGGCCACCAGCCAGCUUCUGUCGCCGGCGGCCAGUGCGCCGCCCGACGGCCGAGCCUCGGCAGCCAGCGCUGGCGGCGCCGCCGCCAGCAGCGCAACGGUGGCAAUGGCGGUGCAGCUGUCGCCGUUCAGCUGUGCAGUGGCGGCGGAGAUGGCGGUGUCGUGCAGCCAAGAGCUGGAGUCACCAGGGGGCCGCGAGGGCGGCGGCUCCAACGGCGGCAGUGGCGGCGGCGGUGUGGGCAGCCGCCGGGGCGAGCGGCCGCUGUCCGUGGAGGUGCCUCUGGAUGAUGCGGCCAGUAGGGGGGCUGUGCAGCGUGUGGAGCGCACCGCGGCUGGAGGCGGCAACAGCAGUGGCGGUGGCGGCGGAAAUGGCGCGCGGCCUCCACAGGGGCCAGCGGCCUCAGCGCCAGUGCAGCUGCAGUCCACUUCGUCGUCCUCACUGCUGCCGCCGCGCCACCGUCUCAGCCGCCUUGGCCGUGAGGCGAGCGGCGGCGGUGUCAGUCUCACUGGCAAUGCCACAGCCACCGCUCGCACCAGCAGCAGCGGCGGUGGCGGUGGCGGUGCCGUGGCGCCCGUCGCCUCUGCGCCUGCCCAUGUGGGCACCAACAGCUCCCAGUUGCAGCUGCACCCGACCGUGUCGCAGUCCCACCCGCGGACCAACGGCCACUUCCACUCCGGCGGCGGCGGAGGCGGGGACGCGGGUGGGGACGUGGGCAUGCUGCCGACCCUGCCCUCGACCUUUGCCAGUGACGCUGGCGGCAGCGCCACCGGUGGCGCUCCCCAGAGCGGCCUGACCUCACCGCCGCCAGCUGGCGUGCACGUGACCAGCUGCUCCGAUAUGGCGCACCACUUCUCCCCGCGGCGGGCGCUGGACCAGCUGUACGCCUACCCGGUCAUGACGCCGGGCGAGGGGCUGACGCUCAGGUUCGGGGGCGUGGCCACGCUGCAGUACACGCGGCCCGUACUGGCACGGCGGUACACGGUGGUGGGGCCGCCGCGGGCGAUCCAGGCGUACGCUGAGGCUGAGCUGCUGGAGGGGCUGCAGUACUGGGCCACAGCUGUGUUGUGCAGGUCGUUGUCAUUGGAGAACAUCAUGACCGUGGUCACGGCGGCCCUGUUGGAGCGGCAGCUGGUGUUCUUCUGCCCGCACAUCAGCGUGCUGAGCGGCUGCGUGCUGGGCGUGCUGCCCCUGCUGCGGCCCUAUGCCUGGCAGUCGCUGCUCAUGCCCGUCACGCCCCUCAGCAUGAUGGGCUUCCUUGACGCACCCGUGCCGUUCGUGCUGGGCGUGCAGUACAAGACCAGCGAAGUCAUGGCGCGCUGCUCGCACCUGGUGCGGGUCAACAUCUACAAGGACCGAGUAAAGAACGCGGGCGCCCCGCUGCCCAGCUUGCCCGGCAUGAAGCGCCUUGCGGCUGCCCUGGCGCCGCACCAUGCCACCCUGCGAAAGCGCCUGGCGGCAGCGGCACACGCAGGCGCUGGCGCUGGUGGUGCCGGCGCGACCAGCGGUGCAGACGGGGGUGGCGGUGCGGCAGACGGCGGUCGCGCUGCUCAUGACAUGGCGGGCAUGGUGGACGGAGGCAGGUCGCUGCGGCAGCUGACAGCCGCCGAGCAGGAGGCUGCUGCCGCUAUGUUGUCGCUGCUGCAAUCGCACCUUGCAGCCAUGUGCGGCGACCUGCGCCCCCACGUCAUCACGAACGUGGGACUGCACAAGCGCACGGGCGUGCUCAUGAAGGAGAGCCUGCUGGAGGUGGUGCCCGGAAAGGACAAGCCCUUCGUGCGGCAGUUCGUGGACACACAGAUGUUCGCAGUGUGGAGUGACGAGCUGAUCUCCAGCAACUUUGAGAGCGCAGCAUUCGCGUCGUCCUAAUGCGCGGUACUGCUUCUGUGUAGGCUUUGCAUGCUAUUCUGUUUAUGUCAGGUCUAUGUGCCUGCAUCAGUUUCGGUAGCUGACAGUUCAGGCCGGACGCAGGUAGACAGGAGAUUGAAUGGACCUGUAAGGAUGGUUUUGGGGGGAGGCUGGGUGCAGGGGCGCCUCUGGCUGGGUGUGCGUGGCCGUUGGCUGCCCCAUCUCUCGGGCUUAUAGUUUACUCGUCGUUUGCUGAUUUACAGACAGCACUGCCGAAGAAUCACUGUGGUAUAACAUUGGAAGCUGUUUGAGAGCACCCGCUGUCCCGGGAGCACCUGCAACAGCAGGGGGUCGGGUAAUGAUGUGGGGCGCGGGGUAUGGAGGUGGCAUCCUGUAUGUUUAUCUGGGCGCUUCAUUGCGCUAAGCCAAUCGAGUCGUCACAGGUUCGACUUUGUGGCAUGAGAGCCGCCUCGCUCCGGUUAGUGCACGUGCUUGAGUGCUGUCCCGCAGUAAGGUGUUCCCAACCCUGCCUGGAAUUAAAAAAUAACUGCACGCUUUGGGAAGAAAAGGCGUGCUGGUGUGGGAGUCGUUUCAGAAUGGAGGCGAAGGCAUGACUGGGUGCAUCUUGUUGAGUUGUGGGAUGACAUGGGGGGUCAUAUUCCCGCCGGAGCAGCCGCCGGAGCAGCUGCCUCUACGUCUCGGCGUUUCUCCACAAUCG